Symphalangus syndactylus (siamang) is the source of this 3242-nucleotide messenger RNA. It is a transcript of the gene EDARADD, whose product is annotated as EDAR associated via death domain. Lineage: Eukaryota; Metazoa; Chordata; Mammalia; Primates; Hylobatidae. Gene Ontology annotation, biological process: signal transduction. Gene Ontology annotation, molecular function: protein binding. The record is from RefSeq and is a predicted model, not a curated record.
GACACUCGUGGCCCCGCCUUGCGUCCCAGCCCCGGGUCGCGGCACCCCGGCUCCCGCCCCGCUCCUCUGGAGGGAGGUACCGAGGGACGCGCAGCGAAGGGGCUUUGCUAAUUGCCAAAGCAGGAAGUGAGCUCGUGGAAGAAGCGAAGGAGGAGAAGAAGAAGGGAGGGGAAGGCGGAGGAGGGCAGGGGCGCGCAGAGCCACGGUUUGCACCAGGCGCGUCGGAACCGCAGGACUUUUCAUCCCCGUGGUCCCACGGUCCUCCCGCGCCCCGGAGGCCUGCCAGCCCCUUUCGGACGCUCGUUUGCCCCUAACCCGCCCCCAUGGCUUCACCGGACGACCCUCUGCGCGCAGAUCAUAUGGCAAAGGAACCAGUGGAAGACACAGACCCUAGCACUUUAUCCUUUAACAUGUCAGACAAAUAUCCCAUUCAAGAUACGGAACUCCCUAAAGCUGAAGAAAGUGAUACAAUUACUUUGAACUGCCCACGAAAUUCAGAUAUGAAAAAUCAGGGAGAAGAAAAUGGCUUUCCAGAUAGCACUGGAGAUCCCCUUCCAGAGAUCCGCAAGGACAACUCCUGCAAAGAAAACUGUACUUGUUCCUCCUGCUUGCUCCGGGCCCCCACCAUAAGUGACUUGCUCAACGAUCAGGACUUACUAGAUGUGAUCAGGAUAAAGCUGGAUCCGUGUCACCCAACGGUGAAAAACUGGAGGAAUUUUGCAAGCAAAUGGGGGAUGUCCUAUGAUGAAUUGUGCUUCCUGGAGCAGAGGCCACAGAGCCCCACCUUGGAGUUCUUGCUCCGAAACAGUCAGAGGACGGUGGGCCAGCUGAUGGAGCUCUGCAGGCUCUACCACAGGGCGGAUGUGGAGAAGGUUCUGCGCAGGUGGGUGGACGAGGAGUGGCCCAAGCGGGAGGGUGGAGACUCCUCCAGGCACUUCUAGAGCUCUUCUUCUUCCUUCAUUGACCUCUCCGGACGUUGAAACAACCACAGGUCAAGAAGGAAUGUGAAUCUGUUGUUUUAUAAGAGUUUAGGACAAGGACGUGGAACGGUGGACACUGGUUUUCCCCAAAGCUGGCAGUUUUGUGGAGGGGUAGCUUGUUUCGGUGGUGGAUCUCUGUUUAUUUUUGCACAUCUGUUUUAAUUUAAUAUUCAAAUCUGGAAUUAAGAAAACAUAUUUUCUAGUAUCCUCUAAGGGCCAAAGUCCUACAAUCGGAAUGGAUUCAUGCCAUGUUGAAGAUAAAAUUAUCCUCUCCCUGAAAUACAGUAAAGAUUUAAAUAGGUCCUGAGACCGUUGAUAGCCCCAGACAUACCCACAGCAUUAUAUGUAACAUCUCUCCUGAUCAGUGCCAUUCCCAUGGUUUCAAAGAAAAUAGCAACAAGGAACAUUGACCUCAGUGUCUGCAGCACCCUCCACUUCUCUCCUAGGCGAUGAGACCCAGUGGCUAGAAAUUCACCAUGUCUAUUCUCAAGAUCCAUGCCAGGGAGAUCUUUGACUCUUGUGGGAAUCCCUCUGUUGAGGUUGAUCUCUUCACCUCAGAAGGUCUCUUCAGAGCUGGUGUGCCCAGUGAUGCUUCAACUGGUAUCUGUGAGGUCCUAGAGCUCCAGGACAAUGAGGAGACUCACUAUAUGGGGAAGGUAUCUCAAAGGCUGUUGAGCCCAUCAAUAAAACUAUUGCACCUGCCCUGGUUAGCAAGAAACUGAGCAUCACAGAACAAGAGAAGAUUGACAAACUGAUGAUCGAGAUGGAUGGAACAGAAAAUAAAUCUAAAUUUGGUGCGAACGCCAUUCUGGGGAUGUCCCUCGCCGCCUGCAAAGCUAGUGCUGCUGAGAAGGGGGUUCCCCUGUACCACCACAUCGCCGACUUGUCUGGCAACUCCCAAGUCAUCUUGCUAGUCCCGGCAUUCAGUGUCAUCAGUGGCAGUUCUCAUGCUGUCAACAAUCUGGCUAUGCAGGAGUUCAUGGUCCUCCCAGUCAGUGCAGCAAACUUCAGGGAAGCCAUGCCCAUUGGAGCAGAGGUUUACCACAACCUGAAGAAUGUCAUCAAGGAGAAAUAUGGGAACGAUGCCACCAGUGUGGGGGAUGGAGGCACGUUUGCUCCCAGCAUCCUGGAGAGUAAAGAAGGUCUGGAGCUGCUGAAGACUGCGAUUGGGAAAGCUGGCUAGCUACACUGUUAAGGUGAUCAUUGGCAUGGACGUAGUGGCCUCAGUUCUUCGGGUCUGGGAAGUAUGACCUGGAAUCUCACCUGACUAUCUGGCUGACCUGUACAAGUUCUUCAUCAAUAACUACCCAGUGGUGUCUAUCGAAGAUCCCUUUGACCAGGAUGACUGGGGAGCUUGGCAGAAGUUCAUGGCCAGUGCAGGAAUCCGGGUAGUGGGGGAUGAUCUCACAGUGACCAACCCAAAGAAGACAGCUGAGGCCGUGAAUGAGAAGAAGUGCAACUGCCUCCUGCUCAAAGUGAACCAGAUUCGCUCCGUGACUGAGUCCCUUCAGGCGUGCAAGCUGGACCAGGCCAAUGGUUGGUGUGUGAUGGUGCCUCAUUGUUCUGGGGAGACUGAAAAUACCUUCAUCGCUGACCUGGUGGUGGGGCUGUGCCCUGGGCAGCUCAAGACUGGUGCCCCUUGCUGAUCUGAGCGCUUGGCCAAGGACAACCAGCUCCUCAGAAUUGAAGAGGAGCUGGGCAGCAAGGCUAAGUUUGCCGGCAGGAACUUCAGAAACCCCCCAGCCAAGUAAGCUGUGGGCAGGCAAGCCCUUCAGUCACCUGGUGGCCAAUUAGACCCCUCCCCUCGUGUCAGCUCAGGCAGCUCAAGGCCCUCGACCAACAUUUGUAGGGGCCGCUGCUAGUUAGCUACCCUUGCCCACCGCCGUGGAGUUCGCACCACUUCCUUAGAACUUCUACAGAAGCAGGUUGCAGUGAGCCGAGAUUGCGCCACUGCACUCCAGUCUGGUGACAGAGUGAGACUCCGUCCCUCUCCCCCACCCAAAAAAAAGAACUUCUACAGAAGCCAAGCUCCCUGGAGCCCUGUUGGCAGCUCUAGCCUUGCAGUCGUGUAAUUGGCCCAAAUCAUUGUUUUUCUCGUUUUUCUCACCUCACUUUCCACCAAGUGUCUGGAGCCACAUGACCCUCCAGUGUCAUCUCCGGGGUGGCCACAGGCAAGAUCCCUAGUGAUUUUGUGCUCAAAAUAAAAAGCCUCAUUGACCCAUGAGAAAAAAGAAAAAAAGAGAAAACAGCAAUGAGAAGUGA